AUGUCGCUGAAGCUGGGCGGUCAAGAUAUGAUCCUCCUGAACAGCCCCGAAGUAGUCAAAGAUCUCAUCGAGAAGCGAAGCAACAUCUAUUCAGGUCGUCCAGAUCUCUACAUGCGCGAGUUCGGAGACGGCUUGAACAUUGCUCUACGAGACAACGACGAGACAUGGCGACGCCAACGCAAGAUGUACCACGUCCGUCUCAAUGUGAAGACAGCAAACAGCUAUCUGCCCUAUCAGAUAUUUGAGAGUAUGCAGCUCAUGCAUGACAUGGUAGAGCAUCCCGACAACUGGGUAGGCAAUCUACAGAGAUAUACAGCGAGCAUCGCCUCCACCGUUCUGUACGGUUGGCGAACACCCAACGUGUAUACAGGAUAUGUCAAGGGUCUUAUCGAGUGGAUGGACCGAACGUCAGCAGCGAUCAAUCUGCAGCCGGUCGACUUUUUCCCCUUCCUUCGUCCAUGGUACCGGGUGAUGCCUGUCUGGAUGAGCUCUUUCAAACGAGCGCUUUCCGAUAUUCAGAAACUGGAAGAUCGGCUUUUCUACCAACUGCUCGAAGGAGCCAAGGAGAAGAUCGCCCUCGGGAAGAAAUAUCCCAGCUUCAUUCGAGACAUGCUCAUUGACAAGGACGCCGAUCGCCUCUCAGAGAGACAAAUUGCCCAUAACGCAGGGCAUGGUUUUGGUGCAGCAACAGACACGACUUGGAACACGUUGCUAGGAUUCGUUAAAGCGAUGAUUCUUUUCCCCGACGUCCAGAAAAAGGCGCAGGAAGAGAUCGACCAGGUCAUCGGUGCCGAUUGCAUGCCUUCCUGGGAAGACCGGGAGCGUCUCCCUUAUAUUCGUGCCGUGGUGGAAGAGACGCUAAGAUGGGCUCCGAGUCCGAUCAGCGGCGCCGUGCCACGUUCGGUCGCCUGCGAUGAUGUCUACAACGGCAUGAAAAUCCCCAAAGGCGCCACUGUCAUGAUGAAUAUAUGGACCUUGAACCACAACACAUACGAAAACUCUCGCGCUUUUGAUCCAUCGCGUUUCAGUGCAGAGGCGACCCUGAACGAGAGCUACGGCAUCAACGCCGACUCGCUCAACCGACCGCACUUUACCUUUGGUGCGGGACGGCGAGUAUGUCCUGGAUUCCACGUCGCGGAACGGGCCUUAUUCCUGGCCAUCUCGCGACUACUAUGGGGCUUUGAAUUUCACCGAAAAGUGGACGCGAACGGGAACCCUCUUCCUAUCAACCGUGACGCCGUGACGCCAGGCUUCAUCGUCAGGCCAGAAGCCUUUGAAUGUGACAUCCGACCGCGGGGACCGGAGCGCGUGGCCCUGAUAAAGUCAACGUGGAAGGAGGCCCAGACAAGGCUGGACGCAGAUGGCAAUUUCAAGGAGGAGUUUUUCCAAAGCAUGCUCUCCAAGAAAGAGCGCGGGUCAUGA
Fonsecaea nubica is the source of this 1422-nucleotide messenger RNA. RefSeq lists its product as hypothetical. Gene Ontology annotation, molecular function: heme binding; monooxygenase activity; iron ion binding. NCBI's taxonomy places the organism in Eukaryota, Fungi, Ascomycota, Eurotiomycetes, Chaetothyriales, Herpotrichiellaceae. Bases 1 to 1422 code for a protein of 473 amino acids. The transcript has 9 exons. The record is from RefSeq and is a predicted model, not a curated record.